[Torrubiella] hemipterigena is the source of this 3409-nucleotide messenger RNA. Lineage: Eukaryota; Fungi; Ascomycota; Sordariomycetes; Hypocreales; Clavicipitaceae. The record is from the annotation of a GenBank genome assembly.
AUCGCUGCCCGGCGCGUAUAUAGUUGUCAACAAUUAUCCUACUCAGAGAACCUAUUGAAAUGAGUGCUAUGUCCUCUGCUGAACAGGCUAUGAGGAAUGCAGGCGGCGCUCCGGCUUGCCUCCGAUGUCGACAGCAAAAGUUGAAAUGUUCCCGAGAACGGCCAUCAUGUGCAAGAUGCAACAGGGCUCGUCAAGCGUGCCACUAUGCAGCGCCACCAGACAGGAGGAGGAUAGCUGCUCGUCACGCGGGGAGACGCAGAAACAGAGAGGGCCAGAACCCAGAGCACCAGCCAACCAAUGAAUGCUCUAAUUUACCAACGAAUUUUAAAGAUGUGUCGAUUCUACAAAACGAUUCAAUUGGAAAGAGGUAUACUAAUACUUCUAAUUCCUCUAUCUUUGGCCCGAUGGACGGCAAUGGGAUUGCCAUGCACUCUAAGCACGCUCUCGUGUCCCGGGAGGUAGCUAUGCUACUAAUCGAGAUUUACUUCCAAAGGCACUACCAGGCAGCGCUUCUUCUCGACAAGCAGCGCUUCCUUACAGAUUAUUCUGCGAGCUCAGACCCGAGCUUUCUAUCCUUGGCAGUGUUUGCAUUCGCUUCAUUAUUUCUAGAUAUGUCCGAUCAAGCAUCUCUUGCCAAAACAUGUAUUACAAUUGACAAUCUAUAUCAAACUGACUGGGCUGCUGUUGGAGAACAAUGGGCGGAGCUUGCGAGUCGUGAGGCUUUGGUAUAUGCGGAUAAACCAUCUGUUAUGCACGUUCAAGCCCUUCAGACUACAGGACUCUUUUGGUUUGCCAAAUCACAAAUAGCGCGGGCUGCUAUGCACUUUAAUACUGCCUUACAAUGCGCUUAUAUGCUCGGAUAUAACAAGAUCCAUGUUUCUGAGGCAGCGCCACUGCUUUCACAAGACGAUAAACGACGCAUCUCGUGCUUCUGGGCUUGUUGGCUGACCCAAUGCAGCAACCAGUCCACAGCUACAUAUUACAGGUGCUGGAAUAGCGUUGCUGGUCUUCCUGCGCUGGUCAGCAGCAACCAAGCGGGCCCAGAGGUUCAUGAGCAUAUGUUUUUCGAUGAGCUAGGAAAUCUCCACUCAAAGUCAUCUACUAUAAGCAACGAGAGACACAACAAUAAUACACACUUACUGCAGAUGUUUGGACUCUGGUCGGAAAUACGCGAAUUCGUGAUUAGCUUUACAGAGAAAAAAAUCCAGGAUGACACUACAUGGAUACCGCGCCUCUGGGCACUGGAUGACCGCUUGGAAUCUCUUCUGCAGAACCUGCCCGACGCCAUCCGAUACCCAGGCGGUGAUAUCGGAGAUUACAGUGCAUUACAACAAGCGAUAAACGAUGACUUGCAAACAUUCAACCUUGGAUAUAUGUGUCAUAUGCUGUUCUGCUUUCUACACGCUACUGUGAUACCAGCCUUAUCCGGGAGCCUGGCGGCUCAAGGUCUGCCAAGACAUUUGGCACGAGCAUCAUCAAAGCAAAUCAUCGAUCAUUCUUUGACGAUGAUGAGCAUGGCGAGGACUUUACUCUCCAAAUCACUCGAUCUAUCUCAGCUUUGGCCUGUUGUAGGCUACGCCGCACAAUUUUGUGUUACAGUUCAGAUACGCUGCUCCCAAGCUACCGGUUCAUCUGGGCCGCGGUUUUUAGAACAUGCACAACCAAACUUGGCCCUAUGCAAGGAGCUACAAAAGUACUGGUCGUCUCUCCGAGCCUUGAACCAUUCUUUACAGCACGAACUAACAGAAGCUAGAGGAAGCCAGGUUGCUAGACCCAACGACUCCUCUAUGUUCGAUGCACACAUGAACGCUACAGAUGUAGAAAAUUGUGCUGUGGAACUAUUGGGUUCUAAGUCGCUCAGAAUCUUGUCGACCAAUGCUCAAAGUGUUUAUAUGAAUUUCUUGGGCGAUGCAUGGGCGACUCGCGAAAAACAUCAUCAAGUUGAUCCGGCUCAAAACGACACAGAGCCCCAAGAUCAGUUAAACGCCAACCAUGGUCUGCAGCGCUACAACAGUCAGAUACAAAGCUCGGUCUCUUUAACAGACGCCAGUGUUGCUCCUACCGCAGCCAAUUCGCAGAUAUUUGUAUGGGACGACAGCUUCUUUAACGAUUCCAUGUUCUUGUUAUAAAUUUAGCUAGAACUGUACACCACUUUCUUUCCUUCUGUUAAAAAAUGGGAAAAAGGAUUUGAUUCCAACACUGAGUUCAAGACAUAGACAAUGAGUUAUCGGCGGAGCCUAUGCGGUAGUCUUCCAGACGCAAUACUGAUCUCUUGCGAAACAAUGCCAUGCAGAAGUGUAUAAUCGGAUGACAUGCUAAUCAUAUCAAAUCCUUGGUCGGCAGCAGCUUUGCCUUGCUCGCCAGUUGAACAAUAUAUUCCAACCUUCUUGCCAGCUCUGUGACCAGCUUCAAGAAUCUUUGCAAUUGCCACCUUGAGCUCUUCUGAAACUGCGCCGUCAAUGAUCGGAUGGCCAAUGUUAUUCGCUGUUGUAUACAUUAGCUUUAUCAUAUCGCAAGCUAUGAGGUCAAACCCUACUACCUUACCUAAGUCCGAGAUACCAAUAAAGACCACAUCAAUACCAUCAACAGCUGCAAUCUCGUCAACAGCGUCGAGAGCUUCCUGCGUCUCAAUAUGCACCAUUGUCAGUAGCGCGUCGUUUGCCUGCUGGAGAUAUUCUGUAAGAGUAGGGACAGGGGUGAAUCGGUCAAGAGGUAUAGGCGAUCCGUAGCCUCUGGUGCCUCGCGGAGGGAAUUUGGCGCACUUAACAACCUGUCGCGCCUCCUCUACGGUACGCAGCUGAGGUACGAGAAUCUUGUCUAGUUGUUAGUUUACGUGUGUACUGUUCACAGAGCUCUACCAAUAUCACCUCUACUUACGCCAUGCGCGCCGGCAUCCAGGGCGCCUGUUAAAAAAAGUUAUCAGAACACUUAUUCAGUUGUCAUAUUCCAGUAGAGAGAUUGAACGCACGCUUGAUCAUCCAGGGCUGCAUAUCAGGAAGUCUCACGAUCGGCGAGGCGCCUGCUGCCGCGACGGCGGGGACAGUAUGAUGCAUGCCAGUAUCUAUCGGACCAAUAAUUAGUGUUCGGGUUGUUCAAUAUAAAUGUUGCUCUCUUCAUUUUUUUUUAAAUUGGUUUUUACGAACCGCUGAUAUAUCCAUGCUCGCAGUCUAUCAUGAUCCAUUCACAUCCCGACCGAGCAAGAAGCCUCGAGACGUUGGCAUCUGGUAUCAUCUGCCAAAUUCCAAAGCUCUGUCGGUUCUCGGAAAAGGCUCUCAACAAUGUAUUAGAAGCCUGCAUGGUACCAAGAUAUUAAAUAAGAUAAUGGUCUUAAUAUGGUAGAUAAUAUAGGUACGCGACUGCUUGAACGCUGUUGACCGUGUCUAAUGCUUUGGCGUUCGGUGGAGCCAUG